GGGCGGGGGAGAGAGCUCCUGCGCAAUCCGGCCCCCCGCCCCCGCCCCGGGCGGCCCGGCUCCGGGGGCGGGGGGCGGGGAAGGCUGAUUCAUGGAGCCCCAGCCCCCCCCAUCCUCCUUUUCUUCUUCCUCCUCCUCCUCUCCUGGGGCCGCUAGCCCCAGGCUGCCCCAGCCGAUACCGCUGCCUGAGCUGCUGCCCACGCCGCCCCUGCCGCAGCCGCAGCCCCAGAGUCGGCGCUAGCCGCCCCUCCCCCCCAGCUCCCCUCUCCCCCCUCCCAAAAGAAGACGAGGAAGAGGAGGAGGAGGAGGAGGCGGCACGGGAACAGCCGCCGCCGCUGGAGCCAGCCCGGACUCUUCCUUCCAGUGGGGUGUGUGUGAGUGUGUGUGUGUGUGUGUGUGUGUGUGUGUGUGCGCGUGUGUGUGAGAGAGUGUGUGUGCGUGUGUGUGAGAGAGUGUGUGUGCUUGUGUGUGAGUGAGUGAGUGUGUGUGUGUGUGUGUGUGUGUGUGUGUGUGUGUGUGUGUUCGCGAGUGUGCGCGCGCGGCGGGGCUGGAGGCAGAGCCGGAGCCGGAGCCGGAGCGGGAGUGGGAGCCGCAGACUGACUGACGGCCGGACGGGCGGGCGGACGGACGGUCUGUCGUUCGGUCGGAGCCCCGGCGGGCGGGCUGGAGGCGCGGAUGCGGAGCCCGGGCGGCCCCCGCGAUGCAGCUGCCCCGGGCGCUCUGGGCGCUGGCCGGGACGGCGCUCUGCUGCUUGCUGCUCUCGGCGCUCCACGCACACCUGCGCCGGGAAGGUCAGUUGGCUGCUGGUACCUGUGAGAUUGUGACUCUGGACAGAGACAGUAGCCAGCCCCGAAGGACUAUUGCACGUCAGACUGCUCGAUGUGCUUGUAAAAGGGGACAGAUCGCUGGCACGACGAGAGCCCGGCCAGCCUGCGUGGACGCACGAAUCAUAAAAACCAAGCAGUGGUGUGACAUGCUUCCCUGUUUAGAAGGAGAAGGCUGCGACUUGUUAAUCAAUAGAUCAGGCUGGACCUGCACCCAGCCUGGAGGACGGAUAAAGACAACCACGGUCUCCUGACAGCUGCAGCAUGAGCGAGAGAGCGCCUGAUCUCCUGGGGACGACGGCUUUAGGCUCCGCAUGAGCUCCUCACCUUAGUCAAGUUCCUCCCACCGUGGAUCAUCGCCCGUUGUAUGUCCCUCCCCUCCACCGUCUGUUUCUCUGUAUCUCAUCAAAGACAGCCUCAUUCUCCGACCGACGCCAUGCGCUGAAGUCUGUCCAGCCAUCCAAGGAGCACCGAACUAGGGACCAGAGAGAGCAAAGAGAUGCUUGGGCAUUAGCAAUACCCGGUCCAUGGUGAGCGCCCAUCCCCGGGGUCCACUCAGCUGCUGGACUCAAUGUGACCCACAUGGUUCAAUGAGAGGAGGCGCCUGCAGAGAAGAGUCCAGCCAGCCUUAGAGAAGACUGUUUUGUCUAUGGGGGACACUCAGGCGCAAGAGAGAGUCUCUCCUCCUCGUGCCCUGGACUGUCUGAGUCGCUUUUAUUUUCUUAUACUUUCAGUAUAUACAAUAGACCAAAGAGCAAAAUCUAUUUUAAAGAGGACACAAUCUUAUUGUUAAAGUUAUCUGGGGUAAAUUGUAGAGGGGAGGUCGGGGUGGGGGGAGGGAGCAGAGACAUGAAUGAAUCAAUCCUGUUGUCGGGGAGCCAGCCUGACCGUCGGUGUCCAGCAGGCGUCUUUACCGAGGGAACACUGCAGUCGCUAGUCGCAGGAACUGCACCCGAAGAAAAAGUUGCCUCUAAAGAAUGCAGACAGAGCAUGGAGAGUCAGUAGCCGAUGUUCGAAACACGCAAACAGACUUCCUUCCACAGAACACAGACUCGCCGCCGCCACUGUGUAGCCACCCGCGCCGUGGCCGUGGCCGUGGCCCCUUUAUCCCUCUGUACUUAGAUUGACUUGAUCGUACUAAAAAUCAUUUUCCGUUUUAACCAGUUAAACAUGUCUCUUCUACCGCUCCAUUUUUGAUAGUUGGAUAAUCCCGUAUUUGCAAAGAGCAUGUUUGGUCUCCUGUGACCUCUGUCUCAUCCGAUGCACCAUUUAGCACCAGAAAGCAAAUUAAAGAAAAAAAAAGUAACACUCGUUUGAAAGAGAUCAUUAAAUGUAUUUUGAAAAUCCUAAAGUUAUAUAUUUAACAGUUUUUAUAUGUUGUAUAUUUGUAGAGAAUACUAUUUAACAAUUAACGUGGUAGUUCUCACAGGCCUGAUGAACUGUCUGACCUCCCACUGGGCUUUCUAAACUGGACAGUCCGGGGAGUGAUCACACCGCACGAGAUGUGACGCAUGGCCAGGGAGGAUACUUUCAGAAAAUCACCAAUGUUGUUUAUAUCACAUAAAGGCAUCCAAACAUCACUCUGGUGGAAGAUGGGGCUUCUUUUAGGUUUGUCUUUGGAAUUUUGGGGGGUCUCUCUGUACUGGUCCAAUUUGGGUGUAAAAUAUUUUAAUCUUGGCUUUUCCAACUGAGUUCUCCUUUUCUUCCCCCUUUUGCCCAUGAGUCCAUUUUUAUGUUGGUUGGCAGCUCGAUUCCUGUGUCCCCAUCUUCCAAAGUUCUUAGCCUUAGUAUUAUUGGGUAGGGAAGAAGUUGCAUUGGGGAAAGAAGGGAAGAGCUGGCUUAAUUUUGAGCUCUGGUACCUUUCUCUAGUAACACUGGGAAUGUGAUGAGACCCCAAGAGCUGAAGGAUCUCCGGCUCUGCUGUCCCCUUUCCCCUGGCAGUGAAUUGUAACCUAAUUCCCAUGUCCUUUCUGAAUCCCCACUGUAGUAUACUACCUAUUAGUCCAAUUAACAUUAGGAUUAUCUUAGAUCUAUGCUACUAAGAGAAAGCAUUUAGAGGAUGAUCAAGAAACCAUAGACUAAAGCUCAAAAGUAAAAUGGCCAUUUGAUUCAAGCCUGUUCCCACGUUCUGGGGAAUUUAAUUUAGACAGGCAGUAAUCGUGAAUUUAGAGAUAUCUCUGAGGCAAACCAGUGGAUAUGAUGCUUUUUGUUUCCUUUUUCAAACUGUAUAACAGGUCUGACCUGUAAUUUCUGAAUACCGGUUAGCACCAACACUCGCCGUGUGCUAUAUCCCGUGUAAUGCAGGAUUGCCCUCCUGCCCCAGAAAGGACCGACAAUGGGUUCCACACGACCGAGAGUACUGGGAGAUGCAUCGACCCAUAGGUUCCCCAAACCAGGCUGUCUCCUCCUCCCUCCCACCUCCGGUUGUUUCUUUCCGAAGAGAGUGUAGUCGCCUUAUUUAGCAAAGACCGAGAAAUUGAAGAUGUUACAACAUUUUCUGUUGCUUUACAGUAUUCAGUUUUUGUGUUGAUUCCGCUAAAUUAUGGAAAUAAAGAAAAAAAUCCUUUUAUAA
Molecule: messenger RNA, 3396 nt
Organism: Dromiciops gliroides (monito del monte)
Lineage: Eukaryota; Metazoa; Chordata; Mammalia; Microbiotheria; Microbiotheriidae
Gene: TAFA5
Product: TAFA chemokine like family member 5
Exons: 4
Coding region: 701-1078 (125 amino acids)
Biological process (GO): G protein-coupled receptor signaling pathway
Molecular function (GO): G protein-coupled receptor binding; receptor ligand activity
Source: RefSeq, a predicted model, not a curated record